Molecule: messenger RNA, 195 nt
Organism: Uncinocarpus reesii 1704
Lineage: Eukaryota; Fungi; Ascomycota; Eurotiomycetes; Onygenales; Onygenaceae
Exons: 2
Coding region: 1-195 (64 amino acids)
Source: RefSeq, a predicted model, not a curated record
AUGGUUCCAAAUGGCUUUCCAAGGACAACCCUACAGAGAAGAAGGGCAUUAUGGAGCGCAUCGGGGUCCAUGUUUGCUGCGUAUUUAUCUGCCCUGAGAAGAGAUAGCCUCGCAAAGUUUGCAGUCAGGGUGAUCACACGGCCUAGUAUUGCCAGCUUCCCCAAGGGUGCAGUAGCGAGCAACCCCACGGAAUAG